AAAAAACAAAGCUAGAAGACCUCUCUCUCUCUCUCUCUCUCUCUGUGUAGGUCUCCCAAAAAGUAGAAGGUGAAGAAGAGAAACCACCUAAUAUUGUAGUCCAAUCAAGUUGUGACAUAUCAGAUAUGAUAUGACGUAGCCCUGUGGCCACCCACCACCAUUUGGUCGUCUUCCUCCAUCUACCUCAUCAUCUAAUUCUAAUCCAACACCCAGUCACCCACCCAAAGACCCCAUCCAAUUGUUCUACACUAACACUACGCCAUUAUUACCUUAGUAGCUCAAAAUAACCAAACCAAACCGAAAUCAUAAGUCUUUUUUGUCAUUAAUAUUCUCACAUGGAUCACAAGCAACACUCUUCUUCAUCAUCAUCAUCAACAUCGUCCAAGACCAAAGAUUUGGAUGCUGCGCUCCAUAACACGGGCUUCCAGAUUGAAGAAGUAUCAGCUCACAGACUCAGCGGCCGUCUCCAUGUUACCGAAAAGUGCUGUCAGCCAUUCAAGGUGUUACAUGGUGGAGUAUCGGCACUGAUAUCAGAGUCCCUGGCAAGCAUCGGAGCUCAUAUGGCCUCUGGUUAUCAAAGGGUUGCUGGAAUUCACCUCAGCAUCAACCAUUUGAAGAGCGCUAGGCUUGGUGAUAUCGUCCUUGCUGAAGCUUCCCCAAUCACUGUUGGCAAAACCAUUCAGGUUUGGGAGGUACGACUAUGGAAGAUUGAUCCCUCAAACUCAAAAUCAAACAGCAAAUCCUUGGUAUCAUCAUCCAGAGUUACCCUUUUAUGCAAUAUGCCGGUGCCAGAGCAUGCAAAAGAUGCUGGUGAAGUUCUCAAGAAGCAUGCAGCAAAACUAUGAGUCUGCAGAUUAGGACAAUAAUUGAAAGAUUUAUAAAUCUCCUCAUACAGGAAUAUCUUCCUCCUUUUUUUUUUUUUUUUUUUUUUUUUUUUUUUUUUUUGUAACAAA
Ziziphus jujuba (common jujube) is the source of this 953-nucleotide messenger RNA. RefSeq names its product 1,4-dihydroxy-2-naphthoyl-CoA thioesterase 1. The record is from RefSeq and is a predicted model, not a curated record. Gene Ontology annotation, biological process: phylloquinone biosynthetic process. The transcript has 3 exons. Gene Ontology annotation, molecular function: 1,4-dihydroxy-2-naphthoyl-CoA thioesterase activity. NCBI's taxonomy places the organism in Eukaryota, Viridiplantae, Streptophyta, Magnoliopsida, Rosales, Rhamnaceae. Bases 336 to 845 code for a protein of 169 amino acids. Gene Ontology annotation, cellular component: peroxisome.